CUCAACCGUUGAAAUUUUAAUUAAUAUAUGCAUGAUGAAUUUACAUGGUACAUACAUUUCCUGACGUUCCGCAUUCAAAAAGCAUGGAAACAUGAACCUUCAGUUUUGAAAACGACACCCACCACCACCGAACAUUUCAGGUAGGCAUCUUGAAUCUCUACCAUUUGUAACAUCUAAAGGUUAAUUUUGAGAGUAGGUAUUUCAGAACUGUGCAACUUUAGUGCAUAGAGUUGACUGAAAUUGCUUUCCUUUCCGAUCACAUCUCUCAACAAACUUUCUGCAACUGAUUCCUUUCCUUUGCGAUAAAUAAUCACUUGCUUGCUGUUGAGAUCAUGGCAUUAGCUGUUGUAGGUGGUUCACUCCUUUCUGCUUUCAUUGAGGUUGUAUUUGACAAAUUAGCUUCCCCUGAGCUUGUAAACUUCAUCCGUUGGAAGAAGCCUGACAAGCUGCUUCAAAAGAUGAGGAGCCAGCUGCUAGUGGUUAAAGUUGUGCUUGAUGAUGCUGAGAAGAGGCAAAUCACAGACUCCAAUGUCAAAGAGUGGCUCGAUCUUCUCAAUGAUGUUGUUUACGAGGUUGAUGACUUACUUGAUGAAGUUUCUACGAAAGUUGCUACUCAGAAGAAGGUAACCAAUUCCUUAUCACAUCUUUUUAACAGAAAGAAAAUUGUUAGUAUUAGUAAGUUGGAAGACAUAGUAGGAAGAUUGGAUGACAUUUUGAAACAAAAGCAGAAUCUUGAUUUGAAAGAUAUUCCAGUGGAGAACAACCAGCCAUGGAAACCUCAGCCAACAUCUUUGGAAGAUAGAUAUGAUAUAUACGGUAGGUAUGAAGACAAGGAAACCAUUAUGAAGUUGGUGUUAGAAGAUAGCAGUGAUGGUGAAGAAGUGUCUGUGAUCCCUAUAGUUGGCAUGGGUGGGAUUGGAAAAACCACUUUGGCCCGAUCUGUGUACAACGAUGGCAAAUUGAAGCAGAUAUUUGAUUUAAAGGCAUGGGUUUGUGUUUCUGAUAUAUUUGAUAUUGUGAAGGUCACAAAAACUAUGAUAGAGGAAAUUAUUCAAAAGCCUUGUAAAUUGAAUGAUCUAAACACAAUUCAACUUGACUUGUUGGACAAACUGAGGGGUAAAAGAUUCUUGAUUGUCUUGGAUGAUGUUUGGAUGGAGGAUUGUGAUAGUUGGAGUAGUCUUACGAAGCCAUUCCUAAGUGGGAUUAGGGGAAGCAAAGUUCUCAUGACAACCCGCAAUGAAAAUGUAGCGGCUGUAGUCCCUUUUCAUAGUGUUAAAGUGUAUCAUCUGAACAAAUUGUCAAAUGAAGAUUGUUGGUUGGUGUUUGCAAACCAUGCAUUUCCUCUCUCAAGAAGCAGUGGGAACAGAGGAACUCUAGAAAAGAUUGGAAAAGAGAUUGUUAAAAAGUGUAAUGGGUUGCCUUUAGCAGCACAGUCACUUGGAGGAAUGUUGAGAAGAAAACACGCUAUUAGGGAUUGGAAUAAUGUACUUGAAAGUGACAUUUGGGAACUUCCUGAAAGUCAGUGUAAAAUUAUUCCAGCACUUAGAAUUAGCUAUAAUUAUCUUCCUCCACAUUUAAAACGGUGUUUUGUUUAUUGUUCAUUGUAUCCCAAAGAUUACAAAAUUCAAAAACAUGAACUGAUCCUGUUGUGGAUGGCUGAAGAUCUUGUAAAAGCACCAAAAAAAGGAAAGACAUUAGAACAAGUUGGCAAGGAGUAUUUUGACGAAUUGGUUUCAAGAUCGUUUUUCCAAAGUUCAAGUCAUCCGACUUCAGGUAAUUGUUUUCUGAUGCACGACCUCAUGCACGAUCUAGCAACUUUCCUUGGCGGGGAAUUCUAUUUCAGAGCAGAUGAACUUAGAAAAGGAACCAAGAUUAACAGAAAGACUCGUCAUUUGUCUUUUACAAGAUUCAGUGAUCCAGUCUCGGAUAUUGAAAUUUUUGAAACAGUUAAAUUUUCAAGAACUUUCUUGCCGAUCGAUUAUAAAGAUUUUCCAUUCAACAAUGAAAAGGCACCACGUGUUAUAGGGUCGAUGCUCAAGUACUUGAGAGUUUUAUCAUUUCGUGACUUCCAAAGUGUGCUUGCUCUGCCUGAUUCAAUAGGUGAAUUGAUCCAUUUGCGUUACUUAAAUCUCUCUUAUACAGGUAUAGCAACACUGCCGGAGUCAUUGUGUAAUCUAUACAAUCUACAGACUUUGAAGUUGUAUUGUUGCUCUGAGCUGACUAAGUUGCCUGGUGCCAUGCAAAAUCUUGUAAACUUGCGUCAUCUUGAAAUUCUUAAUACUUCCAUAAAGGAGAUGCCUAAAGGAAUGGGGAAACUAAAUCAAAUGCAGAAUUUGGAUUUCUAUAUAGCCGGUAAGCAUAUAGAGAAUAGCAUCAAUCAACUGAGAGGACUUCCAAAUCUCCAUGGUUCCUUUUGUAUUCAGAAACUAGAGAAUGUUACUCAAGCUGAAGAAGCAUUAGAGGCCAGGUUAAUGGAUAAGAAGCACAUAAACGACUUAUCCUUGGAAUGGUCUGUAUGUAACAACAAUAGCACCAACUUCCAAAUUGAAUUAGAUGUACUCAGCAACUUACAACCUCACCAAGACCUGAAAUCACUUUCAAUAAGCGGUUAUAAAGGAACAAGAUUUCCAGAAUGGAUGGAGAAUUGUUCAUACUAUUACACGACAAUUCUAAGUUUACAUAAUUGUAACAACUGUUCCAAGCUUCCUUCACUUGGGCAACUACUGUCUCUCAGGCGCUUACAUAUUUCAAACAUGAUUUCGGUGAAAACUAUUGAUGCAGGCUUUUAUAAGAAGAAUGAUUGUUCAUCUGUGACGCCCUUUCCAUCCCUUGAAUCUCUAUACAUUUAUAAUAUGCCUUGUUGGGAGACGUGGGUUGCCUUUGAUUCAGAAGCUUUUCUUGUGCUCAAGGAUCUGUACAUACAAAACUGCCCCAAACUAAAGGGAGAUUUGCCUGAUCACCUUCCUGCUUUGCAAACACUCGCGAUUAGAAAUUGCGAGCUUCUUGUCUCUUCUGUUCCAGGGACUCCCACCCUCCGAACAUUAGAGAUAAGUGAAAGCAACAAAUUAGCAUUUCAUUCUUUUCCUCUUUUGGUAGAACGUAUAGAGAUAGAAGGAAGCCCAGUGGUAGAGUCCAUGAUGGAGGCCAUCACUAACAUUCAACCUACUUGCCUCCAUUAUUUGUCAAUUAAGGAUUGUUCGUCAGACAUAUCUUUUCCAGGUGAUCAUCUUCCUAUAUCACUGAAAACUCUGAUUAUCAGUGGAUUAAACAAACUCAAAUUCCCAAUGCAACACAAACAUGAAUUACUGGAAUCACUAUCAGUAAAUAGUAGUUGUGAUUCACUAACGUCUCUCCCACUAGUUAGCUUUCCAAAUCUCAUACGUCUGCAAAUCAUAAACUGUGAAAAUAUGGAAUCACUUUCGGUCUUAGGGUCAGAUUCAUUUAAGAGUUUGAGUUCUUUUGAGAUUGGCCGUUGCCCCAACUUUGUGUCAUUCUCGGGAGAAGGAUUGUCUGCACCAAAUUUGACUCGUUUCAUUGUUUAUGACUGUGAUAAGCUGAAGUCGUUGCCCGAUCAGAUGUGUACUCUUCUCCCAAAGAUGGAAUAUCUUAGCAUAUCAAACUGCCAACAACUUGAGUCAUUUCCUGAAGGGGGUAUGCCACCUAACUUGAGAAUAGUAGAGAUCAACAAUUGUGAGAAACUACUNAGCGGCCAACCAUGGGUAUCCAAGGACAUCUUUACCUAUCUCAAAGUNUGGGGUCCAUGUGAUGGCAUCAACUCCUUCCCAAAGGAGGGUUUGUUGCCUCCCUCCCUCACGUCUUUGCAGCUAUUUGGUUUUUCAAGUCUGGAGACGUUGGAGUGCAAGGGCCUUCUCCAUCUCACAUCGCUACGAGAAUUCCACAUUCAAAGUUGUAAAAAGUUGGCAAAUAUCGUGGGAGAAAGGCUGCCCAUCUCUCUAAUAAAAUUAAGCAUUAACAGAUGUCCCUUGCUGCAGAAACGAUGCCACAUAAAGGAUCGUCAAAUUUGGCCUAAAAUCAGCCAUGUCCGUGGGAUAAACAUUGACGGUAGAUGGAUUCAGUGAGGAAGGAUGGUCAGGAGAUGGAGAUGACAGAGUGGCUGAGAUAAGGGAUGAAGAGGGAGGGAGCAAUGAAAAAUCGAAGAGAAUAACACUGAUCCAUGACAGUGUCAUGAGUAUUGCAUUCGAAACACCUGAGCAUAUCUUACCUUAGUGUGGAAUAUGAUAUCUUUAUCAUUCUCUUCAAUUUUCUCAUGUUUUGGUCCAAAUCCUUUAAAAUGUAAAAGGAGAAUCAUAUCCAACCAUCACUAAAAUAUAAUUUUUAAUUUAAUCCAAUUUAAUAAUAGAGAAUGUGUAGUUAACAAUAAUACAAUUUAUA
Molecule: messenger RNA, 4392 nt
Organism: Vigna radiata var. radiata (mung bean)
Lineage: Eukaryota; Viridiplantae; Streptophyta; Magnoliopsida; Fabales; Fabaceae
Product: putative disease resistance RPP13-like protein 1
Exons: 2
Coding region: 333-4079 (1248 amino acids)
Biological process (GO): defense response to other organism
Molecular function (GO): ADP binding
Source: RefSeq, a predicted model, not a curated record